CUCAGGUCCUGAGAUCCUGCUCUUGGGCCUCAUAGAAGGAGACGGCUCAUUUUGGCAAGUCUCAGUGGCUACCUAAUGUGGGAACUCUCCUACCCAGGAGAAAUCUUGAGAGAGCUGGCUGGAAACUGGGACUUCUGGACUUGAGAUCUCUCUGCCUCCUGCAAGCCAGCUCUGUACAUGCAGGUCCCAGGCUAGCCCCCUGUCCAGGAAAAGAAGGAAACAAGAUCUGUGCAGCUAUAAUCAUCGCCUCCACACACAGCCUGCAGAGGACCAAGGUCUGACCCAAGCAGGGAGCCUUGAGUCAGAGGGAAUGGCCCCUAAGAGUUGCAGACCCCCACCCCAGGGGUUGGUGACCUUCAAGGAUGUGGCUGUGGACUUUAGCCCUGAGGAGUGGAGUCUGUUGGAUCUGGAUCAGAAAGAGCUGCACAAGGUCGUCAUGCUGGAGAAUGCUGAGAACUUGCUUUCCCUGGGACUUCCAGUUCCUAGAGAAGAUUUCAUCUCCCACAUGGAAAGAGGAGGCCUGAGGAACUCCUGUACUGAUUCAGAGACAUGGUUUGAUAUGAAGGAGAUGAGUGCAAAUCUGAAAAUGAUCUCAAUGAAAGACCUUUUUCAAUAUAGUGAAUACAAGGCUGUUUUUGCUAAGCACAAUCGAAACAGUAGUAGAGAGAAACAUUGUGAAUGGAAUACACACAAAAAAGCUUUAAGAAAGAGUUCCAGUGUUGCUAAAGAUAAGAAUAUACAUCCUGAAGAGAAGACACCCGAGUGUCAUGAAAGUGAUAAAGCUUUUCUUGUACUCUCUUCCCUUGCCAAGCAUCAGAAAAUCCAUGUUGGAGAGAAAUCUUAUGAAUGUAAGAAACAUGGAAAGACUUUGAGAAAGCGAUCUACUCCUGCUAAAUAUGAGAGAAUUCACACAAAAAAACAAUCUUACAGAUGUAAUCAAUGUGGAAAGGAUUUCCAGUGUUAUUCCAAAUUGGCUCAACAUCAGAGAAUGCACACUGGAGAAAAGCCUUAUAAAUGUAAUGAAUGUGGAAAAGCUUUCAUAUGUCAUCCCAGUCUUGCUAAACAUCAGCGAAUCCAUACUGGAGAGAAGCCUUAUAAAUGUAAUGAAUGUGGAAAGGCUUUCACAAAGCGCUGCUACCUUGUAGCACAUCAGAGAAUCCACACUGGAGAGAAAUCUUAUGAACGUAAGAAACAUGGAAAGACUUUGAGAGAGCGAUCUACUCCUGCUAAACAUGAGAGAAUUCACACAGAAAAACAAUCUUACAAAUGUAAUCAAUGUGGAAAGGAUUUCCAGUGUUAUUCCAAAUUGGCUCAACAUCAGAGAAUUCACACUGGAGAGAAGCCUUAUAAAUGUAAUGAAUGUGGAAAAGCUUUCAUACAUCAUCCCAGUCUUGCUAAACACCAGCGAAUCCACACUGGAGAGAAGCCUUAUAAAUGCAAUGAAUGUGGAAAGGCUUUCACACAAAGUGACAAUCUUCGUGAACAUCAGAGAAUCCACACUGGAGAGAAGCCUUAUGAAUGCAAUGACUGUGGAAAGGCUUUCACAUAUCACUCUUAUCUUAUUGCACAUAAGAAAAUCCACACUGGAGAGAAGCCUAAUAAAUGUAAUGAAUGUGGAAAGGCUUUCACACAGAGCUCCAGACUUCGUAAACAUCAGAAAAUCCACACUGGAGAGAAGCCUUAUAAAUGUAAUGAAUGUGGAAAGGCUUUCAUCGAUCGCUCCUACCUUGCUGUCCAUCAGAAAACCCAUAAUGGAGAGAAGCCUUAUGAAUGUAAUGAAUGUGGAAAGGCUUUUACAAAGAGCUCUUACCUUUUAGCACAUCAGAGAAUCCACACUGGAGAGAAGCCUUAUGAAUGUAAUGAAUGUGGAAAGAUUUUCACAUAUCAUUCCAAUCUUCUUGUCCAUCAGAGAAUCCACACUGGAGAGAAACUUUAUCAUUGUAAUGAAUGUGGAAAGGCUUUCACAAAGAGCUCUUACCUUGUAGUACAUCAGAGAAUCCACACUGGAGAGAAGCCUUACAAAUGUAAUGAAUGUGGAAAGGCUUUCAUGGAUCACUCCUACCUUAUAUUACAUCAGAGAAUCCAUACUGGAGAGAAGCCUUACGAAUGUAAUGAAUGUGGAAAGGCUUUUACAAGGCCCUCCUGUCUUGUAGUACAUCAGAGAAUCCACACUGGAGAGAAGCUUUAUGUAUGUAAUGAAUGUGGAAAGGCUUUCACACAGCGCAGCAAUCUUACUUCCCAUCAGAGAAUCCAUAUUGGAGAGAAGCCUUAUGAAUGUAAUGAAUGUGGAAAGGCUUUCACAAGGCGCUCCUACUUUGUAGUACAUCAGAGAAUCCACACUGGAGAGAAACUUUAUGAAUGUAAGGAAUGUGGAAAGGCUUUCACAAGGCGCUCCUACUUUGUAGUACAUCAGAGAACCCACACUGGAGAGAAGCCUUAUGAAUGUAAGGAAUGUGGAAAGGCUUUCACAAAGCGCUCCUCUCUUGAAGUACAUCAGAGAAUCCACACUGGAGAGAAGCCUUACGAAUGUAAUGAAUGUGGAAAGGCUUUCCUAGAUCGCUCCUACUUUGCUGUCCAUCAGAGAAUCCACACUGGUGAGAAGCCUUAUGAAUGUAAUCAAUGUGUGAAGGCUUUCAUAUGUCGCUCCCAUCUUGCUGUCCAUCAGAGAAUCCACACUGGAGAGAAGCCUUAUGAAUGUAAUGACUGUGGAAAGGCUUUCUCACGGCGCGAAAGUCUUGGUAAACAUGAGAAAAUCCACACUGGACAGAAAUCUUCAGACAAUGCUCCAAUCGUGCUUAGCAACAAAGAAUGCACAUUAGAGAAAAACUUUUGAGUGUUUGGAUCAUGGUAAAGUUUUUAAUAUAUAUUAGUCCCUGACUAGACAUGGGAGAUCCCAUACUAGAUGUAAAACCUCAUUCAUCUAAUCCAUGUGGAAAAACAUUCAGGCUCACUUCAUCCCUGAAUUGCCUCCAGAAAAUUCCUAGAAGAUUGAAAUCAUGGAUAAAGGUAUAAAAAUGGAGGAAAGAGCUCAUUAUUCAGCAGGGAUUUUCUGCUUGGGAAGAAGUCUCCUAUGGUCUUGGCAUGGAAAGGUCUUUAGCCCAGGUUCAUCUCUUAAGUUUACAUCUGAGGAUUUGGAGUGGAGGGAAGACUUACAAAUGUGCUGAAAGAAGACAUGCCCUUACUAAAACAUAAGGGUCACUAUAAAUUACAAUAUUCACACUGGAAAGAAACAUUAUAUGCAGAAAGACUUUCAUCUGGAUCUCAUCCUUUGUGUAGAAAUCUUGCUGUAGAUGAAACAUGUGAAUAUAAUAAAUGAGGGAAGACCUCUUCCUAUUGCACAGAUCUCAUGAAACAUUGCAAUUUUAUACUGCGUAUAAAGGUCAGAAAAAAGAUUUGAGUUUUUCUCUGAAAUCCCAGGAUUGGUAUCCAAAAAAGGGUCUUUAUGGG
Messenger RNA from Antechinus flavipes (yellow-footed antechinus), 3447 nucleotides. RefSeq names its product zinc finger protein ZFP2-like. The transcript has 5 exons. Lineage: Eukaryota; Metazoa; Chordata; Mammalia; Dasyuromorphia; Dasyuridae. Gene Ontology annotation, biological process: regulation of DNA-templated transcription. The record is from RefSeq and is a predicted model, not a curated record. Bases 311 to 2833 code for a protein of 840 amino acids.